This is a messenger RNA of Astrephomene gubernaculifera, 958 nucleotides long. Lineage: Eukaryota; Viridiplantae; Chlorophyta; Chlorophyceae; Chlamydomonadales; Astrephomenaceae. The record is from the annotation of a GenBank genome assembly.
GUAAGGGUAGAGGACCUUUUUAACAUAACUCGGCUGAUCUUCAUGGCUGAUCUUCAACCUCCACCUGUCGUCCAGCGGGAGUCCUUUGCUGAGACACUGCAAGCCGUGCAGCAAGAGCAACUGUUAGCGUUAGGAAAGCUUCGCAGCGUACGAGAACGUCUACACAAUUGCAACGAUGCGUUGGAACGUGUGCUUGUCACGUUGAAAGGGGCUGGUCGUGAGGUGGCGUCGGAGUUGCGCACCAUGCGGGAGGACAUGGAUGCUGCCUACCGAGCUCUUGGGGCUCUCGAGAGGCAACUUUGAGGGAAGCACGGGAGGCUAGCAUUGGCAGCCAAGCGGUGUUGCCAUAGCGGAAUCCAACCUCGUCGGAGGGCUGGCAGCCUGGGCCAACUACUCGGUGGAAUGCUGCUUAUUGUGGUACCUUAAUACAUACUGGCAUCUCUCCCGCGUUGGCCCAAGGGGAAGCCUCAGCAUGUGCAAUGGGGGCCUGUACAAUGGAAACGCCUCACAUUGGGUGUAUAAUACGUGUUGUGCAUAGGCGUUACUGAUGAACCUGCGAUACAUAAGAGACUGCCUGAUAUGCUUGGGCCAGAUGGGAUGUGGCGAGGGAUGUUGCAGAUUCUUUCUGCUGCUGUAAGCGAAGUUAAAGCAUUGAAAUUUUAUGUAUGUUUCGUGUACACACCUAGUCAGGGGUCGCUGAAACCAUGCAGGUAGUUAAGAGACAUUGUUGGGUUGGAAAUGCGGACAUGUUUGGCAGCAGGUGUGUCAUGGACCUCGGUCUCCCUCGCACGUUUUUCUCCGGCACAGCCACAAUAACCAAACGUAGUUGGUCGAAAUCAGCUGAGCAAGCACCUGCAACCGAGGGUCACCGGGGCAACCGUUAACCGUUUGCCGAGCGCACGGUCGGCGGGAACAUUGACCGGGAUAUAAGGUUCUCUGAGCUUCUUGUAUAUUCACC